AUGCGGAUUCAUCUCCCCGAGUAUAGUCUAAGCCAAUUUCUCCAUACGGCGCUCCAUAACCAUCGCCUCUUUGCUUCGGGCCUAUUAUCGCGCUCGGAGUCCCCAAUAUACGUCAUCGGUAAUCCCUCCGCCGACCUCGACUCGAUCGUCUCUGCCCUUGUAUACUCUUAUUUCGCGAAUAAACGUGUGCCGCACGACAGGCCCCGACAGCAUGUCCCAGUUAUCAAUCUCGACAAUGUCUCUGCUGGCGCUGAGCUGCGCAGGUUGCGACCUGAACUUUUCAAAGCGCUUGAACUAUCCCAGCGAGAUGCGGGGAAGAACUUGGAGGAUGGUUUUCUGACGGUGGCUGAUUUUAUAACUCAUCUGAAAACGGGCGACACUAGUCGUCAGCUUGAAGCUGACUCGGUUCUGGUAGACUGGAACGCAUUGCCUAUACGCUCUACGGACGCGGGGAGAGGGUCGCUACCCGGGCUGGACGUUGAGUUCAACGUUAUAGGCUGCAUUGACCAUCAUGUAGAUGAGGGAUUCCUUCCCCCUAUUGCCGAUACGCAACCGAAUCUUGUCAUGCCCACCGGGUCAUGUACAUCGCUCGUCAUUUCUGAGCUGGAGAAAAUGGAACUCUGGCAGAAGUCAGAUGCAGUUUCCGCACGCGAAGAGGAAGUAGCUAAGCUUGCUUUGAGUCCAAUUCUCAUCGAUACAGCCAAUCUCACGUCAAAGGAUAAGGUCACCAAGUUUGAUACCUUGGCGUACGGUUACCUUCUUCCCAAAGCAAGGACUACUGAAGCUUCUUGGGAUGCCGACAAGUUCUACUCCGAUGUCCACAAAACAAAGCAAAACAGCCUGGAGCUGCUCACCGUAGACGAAAUACUCGGCCGAGACUAUAAAGAAUGGGCUGAGAAUCCUACUCGACAAACAGACCAGCCCCCACUGAAAAUUGGCAUUUGCUCUAUGGUCAAGUCCUUACCUUGGGUAGUUCAAAAAGCGGGCGACCCACAAGCCUUCCUCGACUGUUUGGAAGCGUUUGCCGUGGAACACAAGUUGGAUGUUGUCGCUGUCAUGACCGCCUUCAGCGCCUCGACCGACGGCCAGUUCUCUCGGGAGCUACUUGUUUAUGGACGUAACAGUCGCGGCGUGGAUUCACUCCAAACCUUUGUCUCUGAUGCAAGCUCAGAGCUGGGAUUAGAGACAUGGUACUCUCUUGACGAGAAUGACCUUACGCAGGACAUAAAGGACGCACUGGUUGCUCGUGAUGAUGGUGCAUGGACGCGCCUCUGGGUACAAACGAACAUUGCGAAGAGCCGGAAACAGGUUGCCCCGCUGAUCAGAGGAGCAGCUGCUUCCCUCUGA
Aspergillus puulaauensis is the source of this 1347-nucleotide messenger RNA. RefSeq names its product putative exopolyphosphatase (gene PPX1). NCBI's taxonomy places the organism in Eukaryota, Fungi, Ascomycota, Eurotiomycetes, Eurotiales, Aspergillaceae. The record is from RefSeq and is a predicted model, not a curated record. The transcript has a single exon. Gene Ontology annotation, molecular function: exopolyphosphatase activity. Gene Ontology annotation, cellular component: cytoplasm. Bases 1 to 1347 code for a protein of 448 amino acids.